This is a messenger RNA of Mya arenaria, 2456 nucleotides long. Its product is annotated as E3 ubiquitin-protein ligase TRIM33-like. Bases 198 to 905 code for a protein of 235 amino acids. NCBI's taxonomy places the organism in Eukaryota, Metazoa, Mollusca, Bivalvia, Myida, Myidae. The transcript is spliced from 2 exons. Gene Ontology annotation, cellular component: chromatin; nucleoplasm. The record is from RefSeq and is a predicted model, not a curated record. Gene Ontology annotation, molecular function: zinc ion binding; ubiquitin-protein transferase activity. Gene Ontology annotation, biological process: positive regulation of DNA-templated transcription.
GGAAAAAUUGUCUUAUCAGUUACGCAGUUUAAAAUUGUCACAGCAAUGACGGUCUUUAAAUAUGUGAAUUGUAAUACUUAAAGCUAAAGCAAUGGAUUACUAAAAUCGUCGUCAUCGUGGAAUAGUUACAAUGGUAUAGAUUGUUUUAACACAGAUUCAACUUUAAGUAAAAAGUUAUUUCACUAUAAGAAAAAAACAUGGCCUCCAGAGGUUCAUCUAUUUACAAGGGAUCUGACCUGAUUCACGAUUAUAGUUGCUCCAAGUGCGAGGAAAAUGACCUGAACACUGAAGCACAGCACUUCUGUCCACAGUGUGAACACUAUCUGUGUGACAAGUGUGUUGGUAUUCAUGGGGAUUAUUUCAAGAAACAUGUUGUGCAUGGGCGUGGGGACUUUCGGAAGUGGGUGGGGUACUCCAUGGACAAAUGUGACCAGCAUGACAAAGAGCUGGAGGUCCACUGUGAUGACCACCUUGAAUUGUGCUGCAGUGUCUGUGUGGCCCUUAACCACAGGCUUUGUAGCAGCAUCAGUCACCUGCCUGACCUGGCCAGAGGCUUCUUGAAGACAGAAGAGUUCAAGCAGCUGCCAGCAGCAGUGGACAAAAUGAGGCGCUGGCUGGAUAAGCUCAAGAAUGACAUAAUGAAAGACCAAGCUUCACUGAAUGACUCCUACAAGAACAUCCUAGUUGAAAUCCUGGCUCUCCGCAAGACAAUAAACAAGGUCUUAGACAGGAUGGAGAGGAAGACAGUUCAACAGUUGGAUAGCAUGAUGAAAGAUUUAGAGAAGUCUAUUAAAGAUGAUUUAGAAACAUGUGCUCACAUGAAUGACCAACUCAAGACCAUGACUGAGCAACUACAGCAGAUUACUGGCAACAACAAGGAGACCAAUUCUUACAUUGGAUUCUGAAUAUGCCAGUUGAAAUUGAGUGAAGCCAAGCGUUUUGUGCAAGACAUACGAGGAAAAGAUGAAGUGAAGUUCAAAUCUGAUGAUAGUGUUAUACAUUUCUGAAAAACCUAAACUGUCUUGGCAAUGUAAAAAAACAGUUUCAUCCACUCAUGUAUAUAAGGCUAAGACUUCAAGCCAUUAUAAUGUUAGAAUAAAGAAGGACAAUACCAAUUGCUAUAUUGCAGGUAUCUGUGAGUUGCCUGGUUGAGAGAUGGUUAUUGCUGAUUUUGCAAAUAUAAGAUUAAAACUUCUGAACAGGCAGUAUGCGGUCAUUGAUCAUUAUGAUUUGCCUGAUUCUCCCUACCACUUGUGUCACACCACAGGCAAUGAUUUAGCAGUAGCUGUAAGUAACGUCACUUUUAUAAAAGAGAUCCACUUCCUCACAGUGACCAAAGGGAAACUAAAAGCAAUGAGAAAGUUCACCACAGCCCAUUCAUACUGCUCCAUUGCCCACCACCAGGGCCAGCUGUAUGUGGGGUCCACUGAUGGCCUGUACCUGUACACUAUGGAUGGAACAUGCCUUAAGAUAAUUUAUGAAGACUUGACUGGUGGUAGGACACUGUACAGUUCUGCUGUCUCUCCUAGUGGAGAGUGGUUAUAUGUUAUAAAUUAUGACUCUUCUAAAUGAAUUACACUUGACACAUCUGGUCAAGUAGUAUCCACAGUUGAGGAUCCUGACUUACAAUCUCCAUCUGGAAUAUAUGUCAGCCCCAGUGGCCAUGUAUUUGUGUGCGGUUUUGAUUCUAGCACUGUGGUGCAGGUAGACAAGGAGGGAAAACAAAAGCUGGCCACAGUUGCCAGGGAGGCUGAUGGCGUGUGUUUACCUCAUUCAGUGUGGUUCAGUGAACAAACCUCCAGCCUCAUUGUUGGGAAUAUAGAUGACGACAUCACUGUUAUCAAAUUGUGUUGAAUUAGAAAUCAGAUUCUGGUUUGCAUAAAAAAAAUAGUAGAGGUGUACGAGUGUUUCCUACAUUGUUUAAUCUAGUAUGGUUGACAUUGAAAGUUGAAUGGUAUAUGUGUUUAAGUGUAUAAGUUGUUAUAUGCUUGUAAUUCAUAUCAACAGGGUGCAUUUGUUCUUGUAUAAAUGUUGUGACGAAAUGGAAAACAUUAUUUUGGGGCACUAAUAAAGUAUGGUAUAUAUAUUUUGUGCGAUGACUGUUCUGUGAACUUACAUGUUGUAAGCAGGAAAUUAAUGUAUACAAUAACAUGUGUGUAUUUAUGUAUAUAAAGAUGAAAAAGAGAUGAAAAAGAAUCUACGUUAAAAUUAUUUAAUCCAUUAUACAGUUUAAACGUUUGGAUUUGAAGGCACAAAUGAACAUGUGUAUUUGUUAUUGUUUGCUGUAAGAAAUACUAUAUGAGCGGAAAAAUGUUAUAGAAUUCGCCCAAAAUGCACCAUUUUGGACUAGAAAUUGUACAAAAACAUUUCAUUAAAAUCAAAUAAAUUUCGGUUUUGAUGGAGUUUACAAUAAAUCAUUGAUCAGCUUCUGGGAAUGUCUGGAAAUGAAAAACAUC